CUGCUUUUCUUAAACAGCAAUGUCACUUCUCCUGGGCAGACAGAGCAACAUAGAAUUUAUUAACAUUCUGAAAAAAGACCACAAACAGGAUAAAACUGGACAUGUCACCAAGCAACACAGCAUCAAAGCAUUUCUGUAGCAUACAAGUGACAUCAGAAAAUGGAGCUCUGUGCAUUAUCAAUCCCCUCUUCCUACACGAGCACGGUGAUACAUGGUUAACAGAUAGCUCUCAAAAUAAGAUGGAAAACAGGAUGAGUGUCCCAUGGUGCUAUGGACAAAGUGGGAACAGAGGAUCCAUGGACUGGAGGAGGAUGUCCAUUUAUGGACAAAGGCCUGGAAAUAUAAGGCAUGGUAAAGAAGAUGUGAUCAAAAAGUAUUCCAGUGAGACAGAUGGACUGUUAGACGUUUGUAGAAGACUCAGUAUAGGUAAAGACAAUGAAGUAGCAGUACAAAUUGAAAACAGCACAACAGGGAUUUGCUUGAAUUCAGAAGUGAUGACCCAAAAGAAAACCAAUCCACCAGAAACAGCAAAGGAGGCAUUCGAAGGUUCACAGGAAGAGAAUGUCCCUCUAGAAGAUAAAGCAAGUGAAUGGAGAAAUAAUCUGAGACAACACAGAGUCUCUUGGGUUGAGGUGGAACACUCAGCAGAAUUAAAGAAAUGCAGUUCAGAAACUUCACUUAGCUCCUCAGACAGCUUUCUUCUUCCUCCACCCCCAGAGAUAGACUCUGUAUCUAUCAGUAGUAUUGAAGAAGACAUGGAUUGUCACUCUAUAAAUAGUGGGAAAAAAUAUGCUCAUGGGCUUGGAGAUAUGGUGAGACACAGCCUUCUAGCUGUCAGCACCAUAUUGUCAGGUCUUGUCUCUCCAGAAAAACAUUUUAGUAAUAGGAUUAAACAACUUGCUGAAGAUCCAUCAUGUUAUCUUGGUAGUAUGGUACAAAGAUUUUAUUGUCACAUGUUUAAGGAAUCUGGGCAGUACAAAUCUAGCAUUGAUAUGCUGCAGAAUAUACGUCAGCUGAUCACAAACCUCAAAUCCCAUCUGCUUGAGAGCAAUGAGAUCUGGGAAAUUUUGGAACAUCAAGAGAUUGAUGAAUAUAAGUUGACUUCCAUCGUUGAGGCUUCUCUAUACAAAUGUGUACUGAAGCCUACCCAAGAUGUGAUUUACUCUCAGCUUCUGGACUUUCACCGAAAUGAUGGGUCAUUAACCAAGUUAUUAGAAAACCAGGAGAAGAUGAAGAGAAUGAGCAGUCAAAACCUUUGUUCUGGUGUACCAGGUCCUGUUAUCAUGGAGAAGAUCCAAAAUAAACUUUCCCUUAUGCACAUCACCUACUCCCCAGAAAAGAUGAUCAGGCACUUGCUGAAGGUUUGCAAACUCAUAUAUGAAUCCAUGGAAACUGCAAGUGGAAAGAAAGGAGCCUUUGGUGCUGAUGACUUCUUACCAGUAUUAAUACAUGUUUUGCUGAGUUGUGACCUGACUUCUCUGCAGCUUGAUGUGGAGUAUAUUAUGGAACUUGUGGAUCCUUCUCAGCUUCAGGGAGAAGGUGGUUAUUAUCUGACUACACUGUUUGGAGCCCUGUAUCACAUCGGCAGCUUUAAUACUGUGUCCAGGCAGCUCAGCGCAGAAGCACAAAAUUCAAUACGGCAAUGGCAACGUAGAAGGACCGUUUACUAUAAAAGCACUUCUCAAAACCGCAGUAAAAAUAUAAAAAAUGAAAACUCUGAUGCACAAAGUACACCAGAAAAAGAUGUAAAAGAGUAAUACUUUUGGGUUAAAGACAUUUCAUAAUGUAUACAGUUUGACAGGUGGUUUCUAAUUGAACUUUGGUGUAAUUUCAGGAGGAAAGACUCACAUGUGUGGGGUGCCAAACUCUAGACACUAGACUUUUUGAAUCAUCCAAUAUAAAUUAAUAUAUAAAGUUGAAAUAAAGUUGGCAAAUCAAUUACCUAGAACAAGAGUUCCACGAUUAUCCAGAAGACUUGCACUGUUGCAUCUUGGUUGCAGUAAUAGGCAGUGUGUGCUUCUCCCCAAAAGAACAUAGAACAGUUGCUAACAUCUGAUUAGUCUGAAACUGUAUACCCUGGACUGCUACAUUAGCUAUAAUUGCUUCUACCC
Xenopus laevis (African clawed frog) is the source of this 2111-nucleotide messenger RNA. RefSeq names its product ras and Rab interactor 3. The coding region runs from base 102 to 1757 and encodes 551 amino acids. The record is from RefSeq and is a predicted model, not a curated record. The transcript is spliced from 6 exons. Lineage: Eukaryota; Metazoa; Chordata; Amphibia; Anura; Pipidae.